Molecule: messenger RNA, 1916 nt
Organism: Micropterus dolomieu (smallmouth bass)
Lineage: Eukaryota; Metazoa; Chordata; Actinopteri; Centrarchiformes; Centrarchidae
Gene: bkgd
Product: linkage group 23 C11orf54 homolog
Exons: 9
Coding region: 705-1664 (319 amino acids)
Cellular component (GO): nucleus
Molecular function (GO): zinc ion binding; hydrolase activity, acting on ester bonds
Source: RefSeq, a predicted model, not a curated record
UAUUAAACAUUUAGAAAGUCAAACUGGAGCGAUUUCAGGCUGCUGUUUUACAGAAGAAGCUGCGAUAUCUGAGGGACAAACUUACCUUUCUGCUGCAGCAGGUUCAUUAGAUACUUUAUCCUGUCCGCUGUGUCCCGCAGAAGACUCAAGAUACCGCGAUAUCUUCUCCACACACUCUGGAGAUAAUGUUUCCAGGAUAACGUGGCAUGACUUCGCUGAUACAGCUUCAGCAAUGGCAUCAGAUCGAGUCCAACGUAGAGAAUCGUGCUCUCCAGUCAUUGUGUAGCCUAGCAAAAGAUAACGAGCAAAGUAGGGGAGGUCUUCAUUAGCAAGAAAUAAAAAGAAAGACCUGCUUGAUGCCUCCGACGAACAAAUGCUCGAAAUGUGUUAGUUGUUAAAGGUCCGCGGUAGAUGCAGAAUACCGGUUGUUAACUAAACAUCUCUCUAAUAACGUGUAGUUGCAUCAAAACAAAUAAAAAGUAACGUUGGGAACUACACGUGGUUAAACAGGAAGUAUCUAAACGUCAUCAACCUGACGACUAGUCACCUGACCAAUCACCAAAGAGGACGUAAAGGUCACUCAACAAGAGCGAGCUGAGCAGGAGGUUUGGAGGUUUCCCUCUUACUACUUCCGUUUUCGACUGCACGGAUCACCACAAUAAAUAACUAGCUGUCUGCUGGUACGUUUACCUUCAGGUACAGUUAUGGCAGAUCUCAACAAGACUGAAAAGGUUCAGCUGCACGCGCCAGAUUUAGGGGAACUACGUGUUGUAUUACAAGCAGGACUGGAAGACAACUUUGCUGAAGUUCAGGUGAGUGUUGUGGAGUGCCCAGAUCUCACCAAAGAGCCCUUCCAGUUUCCUGUCAAAGGCUUGUGUGGAAGUCCUCGCAUCACUGAUGUUGGCGGUGUGCCGUAUUUGGUCCCCUUGGUUCAGAAGGACAAGGAAUACAACAUGAACACCAUAUCAAAGGAGCUGGAGCUGCCAGGAGCCUUCAUCCUCGGUGCAGCAGGCGCUCCCUCCCGAAUUAUUGGAAUGAAUGCAGAGCUGAUGCCUCUGGUCCUGACGGAAGCUGGGGGAAGGCCGGCAGUGAACAGCAGCUACUUCUCCUCCAUCAAUCCAGCCGAUGGCCAGUGUCUGCAAGAAAAAUACAGUGACAAAUUCUCUGAUUGCAGCUUUGGACUACUGGGCAAUCUGUAUGCUUGUGAAGGGAAGUCUGGAAAGGUCAUAGAGGUGCGGGCCAAGAAGAGAACAGGAGGCCACAGUCUUGUGACGGCCUUGAGGAAGACUCUUGAAGGUCACUACCCUGAUAAAAGCCUGGCUCUGGGAGGCACGUUCAUCAUCCAGAAAGGGAAAGCUAAAAUCCACAUCAUGCCGAGAGAGUUCUCAGUCUGCCCCCUCAACACCAAUGAUGACGUCAACAACUGGCUCAAGCACUUUGAGGUCAGCGCCCCGCUCAUCUGCCAGUCAGUGCUGGUAUCCAGAGACCCUGGUCUGGACCUGCGCGUGGAGCACACCCACUGCUUUAGCCACCACGGAGAAGGUGGCCACUACUACAUAGACACCACACCUGACCAGGUGGAGUACCUGGGCUACUUCAUGCCUGCAGAGUUUGUCUACCGCAUCGACAGGCCCAAAGAGACCCAUGGAGUUGGACGCGAUUGAAAAAUGAAAUUAAUGAAUUAAUAAAUCAUGUUUGCAGCAUAGCAUCUCGUGAUAGCCUAAAUAAAUCAAGCAGUAUAUGAUUUAUAUGAGCUUCUGUGUAUUAGAAACCCAACAGAAACUAAACAUUUACAGAAAAUGAUUAGUUUGCAUCAUCAUCUUUGCUCUUAAUCGUCUCUAAGAUAUUACACUUACAUACAUUUCUUAAAAAAGAAAUCACUAUUUUUCAUGUAAUAAAAAAUGUAGAAGUUCUUU